Messenger RNA from Clonostachys byssicola, 1437 nucleotides. NCBI's taxonomy places the organism in Eukaryota, Fungi, Ascomycota, Sordariomycetes, Hypocreales, Bionectriaceae. The record is from the annotation of a GenBank genome assembly.
AUGACACAGGAACCCUCUGCCCUUCACCCAGAAGAGUUGCUCGUGUAUGACGACGAGUACCAAGUCAUCAUCUGCCAACAAUGCCAAUACGCACUUCGUGGAACCGCCAUUGACAGGCAUCUGAAAGAAGUCCAUAAGAUUCUCCGAUCGUCACGGCGCCCGUACAUGGCCUACGUCUCCAAGUUUCCUCUCCUCGAGCCCGAAGAAGUUAUCAAUAAGCCUCUGAACGAUUUCCCCGUUCCUUUCCUGCCUGUCUUCGACGGCCUGAAGUGCAUGGAUGGUUCUUGUAGCUACCUGUGCAUUUCUGUGAAGCGGAUGCAAAAACAUUGGCUGUCGGAACACGGAAGACAUGGGUAUGACAACAAAGACUGGCAACAUGCCUUACUUCAAACAUUCUUCAGGGGAAACUCGCUACGAUACUUUACGGGGCCUUCGAAGGAGCCAGUUUGUGGAGAAAGCCAGGUUAUGAAAGGUUGUAGGUCGCCAAGGAUUAUCAAAAUGCCUGAUAAUGGGUAUUUAUUUCCCUCCAAGGAUGAGCUCUUGGACCACUUUCAAACGUCAACAUUCAGCACAAUCGUAAAAGGCGAGGAAGAUCUUUGGCGCCAUGCUGUGCCCGAAAUUGCCACCUCCCACCAAUUUCUGAUGCAUGCCAUUCUCGCUUGCUCGGCAUUGCACCUCGCUGCUAAACAUCCGUUACAACAGCAAUACUUGAUUUGCGCAUUCAAAUAUCAGAGCAUUGCCAUGCCUCUGUUUCGAGAUGCUGUAGCAAAGGUCACAGAAGAUAAUUGCCACGCUAUUCUUGGAUUCAUGCACCUUCUAGUUGUAUAUUCUUUCGGUGCAGAGAGACAUGAGGAUUCUCUCCUCUUGAUUGAUACCUCAAGUCCAGAGCCCGACUUCUUGUUGAGCUGGCUGUACUUCCGACGCAAUGGAUGCACACUUUUAGGCAAUUACAAGGAGCUGAUCUCGUCUGGGCCUUUGAAACAGCUCUGUCGAUGUUCUCACCUACCAGAUAUAACAACUGAAAAGCUCCCACAGACACUGGAUGUAUUGCUUGUAGCCCUAGAGGACCUGCUUGAGUCUCUCCACAAGGGGGACGAGCUUUCAAUGGAAGACUGUCAAGCAUUUGAACAAGCAGGCCACCAACUACUUCGUUCAUUUGUCAGGGCCGGUAACUUGGGCAGUGACUUCAACCCAUGGGAUGCUGUCUGCGGCUGGCCAAUGCUAGUCUCGUUGCAAUACACGCGUCUUCUCGCGCAGCAGCAUCCCGUUGCUUUGAUUCUUCUAGGAUACUAUUGCUUGCUCCUCAAAAAGCUACAAGGGUACUGGUUCAUUGGCACCUAUCCUCUACGACUUCUGUAUCUCAUCAAAGGGGGUUUAGAACAACGAUGGCAUUGCUAUAUUGAUGCUCUGAUAUCUAGGUGGGAGGAAGGAUUAUAG